GGGAAGGUUGCCGCUAUCGCUACUGUCAGUAAGAUCCUAUUUGUCUAACAUUGGUGCUAGGAGUAAGUACAUAGGUGAUUACCCUGUUGCAUGUCAGUUACCCCUACAAUUCUGGAGGUACUGCAGCUGGGCCGGGGGGAAAAAAGAAAAGAAAAACCACUUACAAGGGAAUCUUAUAUAUGCGCUUACAAAAAAACCAGGGUGGCGCAAUCUAUUUUCUUGUAGGACGACAAUUUUACGUUCAGUCUUGGGUGUAAAUACAAAUUGAAGGGCUCAGACGUACAAUGGAUGCGGCUGCUACUAAAGCCGCCCUUCUGAGGCAGCAGAUUGUCCAGACCGAACAUGAACUUGAACGGCUGCGUGUGCAGUUACGGGAACUCGAAACCCCAUCACUCAUCUCGGGCCGCCAUGACGGGGACGGCGAACUUGCCUCUGAGGUGCCUUGGAACUGGCCACUGCGAGAAGAAGAAUAUGCUCGUUAUGGUCGCCAGCUCAUCAUCCCCACCUUCGGUAUACAAGGUCAACUUCGUCUCAAAUCCACUGCCGUUCUCAUUAUUGGUGCAGGAGGUCUUGGAUGCCCAGCCGCCGCAUAUCUCGCAGGAGCCGGCACGGGAACUCUGGGUAUAGUCGACGGAGAUGUGGUCGAGGCCUCCAACCUGCACCGCCAGAUCGCGCACAGCACUGCCAAGGUCGGCAUGAAGAAAGUGGACAGCUUGGUCAACUUCUGCCGAGAUUUGAACCCCGAACUUUCUUACGUGCGACAUGGUACACAUCUGACACCGGAGAACGCCGAGGAGAUCGUGUCCCGAUACGACAUUGUCCUGGACUGCACUGAUCAUCCGACCUCCCGCUACUUGAUCUCGGACGUAUGCGUGCUGCUUCAGAAACCUUUGGUUUCGGCGUCGGCCUUGCGCACAGAUGGGCAGCUCAUCGUCCUGAACAACCCGCCAGCACCCGUGGGCACCCCAGAGGGCGGGCCGUGCUAUAGAUGUGUAUUCCCGAAGCCACCUCCUGCCGACAGCGUGGUCAGCUGCGGCGAAGGAGGCAUACUAGGACCCGUCGUGGGUGUCAUGGGUGUAUUGCAGGCACUCGAGGCCAUCAAGCUGAUCGCGAACGGGAUCGGCAUGCCACCAAGGGAGCCGACCACGCCCAGUCUGCUGCUGUUCUCGGCAUCAGGUACGACCACAUUUCGCUCCAUGAGAAUGCGUGGUAGGCGAGCGGACUGCUUUGCCUGCUCCACCUCGUCAACUUUAUCACUGGAGACUCUCAAAUCUGGAUCACUAGACUACGUGGCCUUCUGUGGCGUUGCAAGCCCAGUGCAGGUCCUAAAACCGGAGGAAAGAGUCACAGCUGCUUUCUACGAUACAUUCAGGAACGGGAAGCCGAACCCAGCCCAUAUCUUGCUAGAUGUGCGUGAGCGAGAGCACUUCGACAUUGCCAGCAUCCCCGGCGCCAUCAAUGUACCCUUCUCCACGUUUCAAGUGAGAAGUGCACCUUCAGAGAAGCCCGGAAGGCCAGGCUGGUUGCCCGAAUCUCUCCCAGCAGACGCUCCUAUCUACGUAGUCUGCCGAGUCGGCAAUGAUUCGCAACUAAUUGCUCAACGAUUGAAGGAGAUGGGCCUGGACGAAGCCGGAGCUCGGUUUGUGGGGGACAUAUCUGGAGGCAUGAGGGCGUGGAAGCACCAAGUAGAUACAUCACUGCCAUUCACUUGACACGGUAGCAGGUGCAUCAUAGAUGUAGCAAAGCUUCUCUGGUAAGAGGAGUUCAAUUCACAAGGCAGAUCCGCAUUGGACAUGGCCACUAUUGAUACACUAUUGGAGAGGUUCAAAACGCCGAAAUUUGCUCUGUCUGAACCUGGGCGAGC
This is a messenger RNA of Truncatella angustata, 1864 nucleotides long. RefSeq names its product ThiF family protein. Gene Ontology annotation, cellular component: cytoplasm; cytosol. The coding region runs from base 285 to 1712 and encodes 475 amino acids. Gene Ontology annotation, molecular function: URM1 activating enzyme activity; thiosulfate-cyanide sulfurtransferase activity; adenylyltransferase activity. Gene Ontology annotation, biological process: protein urmylation; tRNA wobble position uridine thiolation. The record is from RefSeq and is a predicted model, not a curated record. The transcript is spliced from 2 exons. NCBI's taxonomy places the organism in Eukaryota, Fungi, Ascomycota, Sordariomycetes, Amphisphaeriales, Sporocadaceae.